This is a messenger RNA of Sinocyclocheilus anshuiensis, 3102 nucleotides long. Its product is annotated as glucosylceramidase-like. NCBI's taxonomy places the organism in Eukaryota, Metazoa, Chordata, Actinopteri, Cypriniformes, Cyprinidae. The transcript is spliced from 14 exons. The record is from RefSeq and is a predicted model, not a curated record. The coding region runs from base 962 to 2545 and encodes 527 amino acids. Gene Ontology annotation, molecular function: glucosylceramidase activity. Gene Ontology annotation, biological process: glucosylceramide catabolic process.
AGGGUGUGAAUCGCAUGAAGAGCAGCAGUGAUGUGGUGGGCGCAGUGCUGCGAGAGCUGAGGCUGCAAGCAGGGGGCACCACAGAGGGCGAGGGGGCCUUUAAACUGACCGUGGCUGUGGAUGGAGUAAAUGCUCUGUGGGGCAAAACAUCUCUUAAAAAGGAGGACAGAACUAUGUGUGAGCCAGAGGAACUGACUUUGAUUCAUAAUCUGAGGAAGAUGAUGAAAAACAAUUGGAGUGGAGGUGCCAUUCUCACAGCUUUGUCUCAGACCGGCUCUGUGUUCAAACCACGGUCUGCUUACCUUCCCAAUGAGCUACUAGGAGAGGAGGGGUUUGAUAGUAUGGAACCUUUUGUGCCAGUUUCUGUGUCCAACUACAAUGAGAAGGAGUUUGAGAGCUGUUAUCUAUACUAUUUAGACCGCAGCUGGCUGCAGCAUCCACACAGUCGAUCUGAAGAAGGAAAGAAAGAGCUUAUCUUUCUCUGCAACAAAAACCCAUCCAUCCUGGAACGAUUGUGUGCCGCCUUGUAAUGCACAUUUGCUUAUUCUUGCAACUGUAUAUCAUGUGAAUUCAACAAAUGUAUAAGUAUGCAACUUUUUUCAUAAUAAAACCAUUUAGAAUAACUUGAAAAAUGUCUACCGCCUUUUUGUAAAGGUAUGAUUUGACUUGAACUUACUUGAUAAAACUGUACUUCACUUAAAAAAAUAUUGUUUUUGGGUGUCACGUGGUGAAAGAGGUGGUCAUGUGAUCGCAGUCUCCCGGAACUCGGUCCAUGGUGCGUGAUUGACUGUUUACAGUCUAGAAACUAUGUACAAUUGUUGAAAGAUGAAGAUGGUUAUUUUUAACAACAUUUAGAGGACAGUAAUGAUAUUAAUAUUUCCAUUUUUAAGCGUCGGAUAAACGUUAAAUACAAAGAAGCGUUUGUCUGCUAAGUUUUAAGAUUGCGCGUUGUUGUUUUUACAUGCAACAAGAAUCUCCACUGCAUCUCGUCGACAGAAUGAGAGAAACGGUUCUUUUCAUUCUGCUGACUGGAGUAAUCGCUAUAGCAAGAGCUGACGACUGUCGAGCACUGAAUUUCGGUCAUGGUUCGGUUGUGUGCUUGUGCAAUGCGACAUACUGCGACUCGGUGGGCCGCACUGGGUUGCCAUAUCCCGGUCAGUUUUUGUCUUAUGUCAGCAGUAAAGCUGGCAGCAGACUCGUAAAGAGUCGAGGCCAGUUUCAGAAGAACAGCACAGGUGCAGCUCUCAGAAUCACUCUGAAUCCCAGUCAGAAGUAUCAGCGCAUUAAAGGAUUCGGGGGAGCCAUGACAGAUGCAGCAGCCAUGAAUAUUCUGUCCCUGUCCUCUGGAGCUCAGGACCAGCUGCUCAGACAGUACUUCUCCCCAGAUGGUAUAGAGUACCGUUUCGUGAGAGUGCCGAUGGCCAGUUGUGAUUUCUCAACUCGCCUCUACACAUAUGCUGACACUCCAGACGACUACAGUCUCCAGAACUUCACGCUGACUGAAGAGGAUAUUCACAUGAAGAUUCCCCUGCUGCAGCGGGCACAGGCUCUCUCUGCUCAGCCUCUCAAUCUAUUUGCCAGUGCCUGGAGCGGCCCCGCCUGGCUGAAGACCAAUGGUGCACUGAUUGGCAAAGGCUCCCUCAAAGGCAAGCCAGGAGGCAAAGAGCAUAAGACCUGGGCUCAGUACUACAUUAGAUUUCUAGAGGAGUAUGGAAAAUAUAAUCUUUCAUUCUGGGGGUUGACAUCAGGAAACGAGCCCACUGCAGGCGAAAUGACAAAUUACAGUUUUCAGGCUUUGGGUUUUACUCCGGAGACACAGCGCAACUGGAUUGCCCUGGAUCUGGGUCCAGGACUCCAUUCCUCAUCCUUUCCCCAAACUCGCCUUAUGAUCCUUGAUGACAACCGACUUCUGCUUCCACACUGGGCCAAAGUGGUUCUGAGUGACGUACAAGCAGCACGUUAUGUACACGGGAUUGGUUUUCACUGGUAUCUGAACAACCUUGCGCCACCUGACUUCACCCUGACAGCCACACACCACCUCUACCCAGAGUACUUCCUGUUUGCAACAGAGGCGUGUUCUGGGUGGAAUCCGCUGGAUCGUGGGGUGCGUCUGGGCAGCUGGGACAGAGCAGAAGACUAUGCACAUGACAUCAUACAGGACCUGAAUAACUAUGUGACAGGCUGGACAGACUGGAACUUGGCCCUUAAUCAGGAUGGAGGGCCAAAUUGGGUUAAGAACUUUGUGGACAGCCCUAUUAUUGUGGACCCAAGUAAAGACGUCUUCUACAAGCAGCCCACCUUCUACAGCAUGGCCCACUUCAGCAAGUUCCUGUGGGAGGGGUCACAGAGAGUGGGCGUGUCCUACAGUCAGCACACCAGCAUGGAAAUUUCUGUCUAUAUCAGACCUGAUGCUUCAGCCGUGUUAAUCGUUCUCAACAGGUCUGAAGAAGAGAUGCAGUUUGAGGUUUGGGAUCAAACGCUGGGCUUUUUGUCAGAAAGAGCUCCAGCUCACUCCAUCCUCACCCUACUGUGGAGCAGACGCUGAAUGGCUGAACCAAACACUGCGUCAGUAAGCCACAUAUGCACCUUAAUGAGUAACUCAAAUAAUUUCAGUCAAGCUUUAAGCCAGUAACAUUUCAAAUAACUGCAACAACCACGAUUACAAAGAAAUUUCACUGGAGUCAAUGGUGGUUUAUAAUCUAUCCAUCUCGCUUGAUAAAUCUUAAGGCAAGCUGUUUUUGAGCAUGCUAGGAUUUGGCAGUCAAAAGAUGAUUUAUGGGGUCAAUUAUCAAUUUUAAAGGCAAUUAAAAAAAUAAUGUGAUUGAGUCAUGUUUUAACAAGUAAUGCCAACAUUCCUGGAAAAAACUUGAUGUAUAAAAUUCCUUGCACUGAAGACACUAAGAAUUAACAAGACACAAUAAAUGCAACUUUUCAUCUCGUCUGAGAAUGCAUAUUUAUGUCAACAAAAAUCAAUAGGAAGGUCUGAAUGCAUUUGUUGUUCAUCUGUGCCAUAAGAUCAACAUGUUUCCUGGUGUUUAGUCAGUUUUAUUAUUAAUACAUCAUGGUCAUACACAUCAUAUAAUAUAUAUACUUUAAUAUUUA